This is a messenger RNA of Microbotryum saponariae, 698 nucleotides long. Lineage: Eukaryota; Fungi; Basidiomycota; Microbotryomycetes; Microbotryales; Microbotryaceae. The record is from the annotation of a GenBank genome assembly.
AUGGGUACUUAGUGACAUUAGUGACAACGAUUUCUGGGACCCCCUUGUCACUAAUCCGUCACUAAUUCGUCACUAAUGUCACGUCACUAAUGUCACCUAUUAGUGACCCAGCCCUAUCGGCGAAACAACCUCUGGCUCCUAGCCGUCGGGAGCGCGGAGAACCGGUGGCACCAUAACUAAUUCUGAAACAUCGCUAGCUGGGACGGGCUGGACCGAGAGCCGUGCAGAGCCGAAACUGUGACGUCACGCCACGUGAGUUGACAUUGUCAUUGUCUUUGUCUUGGGGACGACUUUUUUCUGGUGACACUGCAUUCGUGAGUUAUCACUUGACAUUGGCUGUGCAGUCAUAGGUAUGACGGAAAAACUGAUAUGAGAAACAGAGACAUUGGACGUCAGUGACAGGAGGUGACCCUAUCCCCGAAAAUGGGGGGCACCCACCGUGGCCUGCUUGGGAAAACGACAUCGAUGGGAACAAAUACCACAUGUUCUACGAAAACGCUCGCGAAGGAAGCUACAAUGGGCGAAAAGUAGCAAAGUCCUACGCUAAGCCGCUACCCGUAAACGUUGACGGGCAUGCUGAGCUGUACGCACACACCAUUUUGAGGGUGAGGGACGUAUGUGCAGUCAUGCAGUGCUCAAUACAAGGCAGCCUGAGCGUGGAAGUCAAAGGCCACGGGAAAAUACAGCGGAAGGAUUGA